AUGUCAAGCGGUAGUACUAUUGUUUCGCCCGACAAGUCKGAACGAACAUUCAGACAUGAGGCAGAACUACCCAAAUUACCAUUACCCAGAUUGAGUGACACGUUGCUACACUUGAAGCAAAGUUUAGAGCCACUGUACUACGCGGAUGGCUAUUAUCAACAUCCCCUAGAUCCAGAGCAAAUUGAGGAUCUGUCUUCCAUCAUCAACAAUUUUGAAAAAAAUCCAGUGAGUGAGAAGCUGCAAUCCAAAUUACAAAACUAUCACGAUUCUAGAGAUUGCUAUCUUGACGAAUUGCACCUAGACAUCAACAAUCAUACAUCUACAAGAGAAAUCCAGGACGACGUGUUGCCCAGAAACCCGUUCUUGGUCCUCGCGGACGAUGCUUUACCAAAUAUCUCUCAAGCCGACAGGUCUGCCGUCUUGGUACAUUCUGCAGCAAGAUUUGUUUCGGCUUUGAAGCAAGAUUUAUUGCCCCCAGACAUUAAUGCUACCAGCGGUAAGCCAUUGUCGAUGGCACCGUUUUUGAACUUGUUCGGUACUACUCGUAGUCCUGUCUUCCAGCACGGUGAAGUUGAAAAUUUUAAUUUGAAUAAACCUUACACUGCAUCUGACCUGGAAGACCCAGAUUAUUCAGAUGAUGAGGACAGGUUUAGUGAAGCUACUGAAAAGGAAUUGGCAGACCGGAAGCAAAAACGCAAAGAAGACAUAUUUACUGGUAAUGGUAUAACCAUUAAAAAGCACCCGGAUAGCAAACACAUAUUGAUCAUCUCCAGGGGCCAAUAUUAUACUUUGGAGGUGUUGGACUCUAUGAAUAGGAUCAUAUAUACCACGGCUGAAUUAACCACAAUUUUCCAGCAUAUUAUAAAUGAUUCAUCAGACAGUGGUAAAUCAACCGCCCUAGGCAGUUUAACUUCUCAUUCCUUUAGAAACUGGAAAUACGCAAGGAAAAGGUUGCAAAAAAGAUACCCAAACGAAUUAUAUCGCAUAGACUCUGCGUUAUUCGUUCUUGUGCUGGACGAGUCCCAGGAGGAAACUAUUAAUAGUGACGACGACGCCGCCGACAUUAGCCAGAAAUUUAAUAGGACUAUCACUGAACGAGACAAGAAAUGCACUUCUGCAAAUUGUAAAAGAGUAUAUUAUGGUACUUCUAUAAUAAACAACAAAGGCCAUCAAGUGGGCUCAUGUGUCUCUCGUUGGUACGACAAAUUACAAUUGGUUGUCACUGCAGAUGCCAAAGCCACGGUGAUUUGGGAUUCAUUCACCUGUGAUGGGUCAGUCGUGCUUAGAUUCACGUCCGAAAUUUACACGGAAUCUGUUUUGAGAUUAGCCAGAGACGUUAAUGCCGGCGAUCCGCAAUUCUCGCUAUGGCCAAACGUCACCCAAACAGAUCCUGAAACUAAGAAAUUAAUGACGGCGACUAUAAAUGCAAAUAGCGAGGGCCCAACCGAAAUUGAUCCUAAAUCAGUUGUGGAAAAAAUCGAUUGGUCCUUUAGCAACAUCCUGAAUACACAUGUACAUUUGUCAGAGACAAAACUAGCUGAUUUGAUUUCCAAAUAUGACAUUGUUCGCUCUUCUAUUCCCUUGGGUAGAAGGUCAGCCCAGAGAUUAGGCAUCAAGCCUGACUCAAUGGUGCAAGUUGCUUUACAAAUUGCCCAUUAUGCAUUAUACGGUAGAAUGGUCUUUGGAUUUGAGCCGAUAUCCACUCGUGGUUUCAAAAAUUCAAGGUCGUCAUUUAUUAAUAUUCAAAAUCAGGAACUCCUAGAACUAUGUCAGUUAUUUAUUUCUAGCUCCAUCGAUGGGACGGGGAAACUAGACAAAUUUAUUCAAACCUGUGAAACGCACCAUGAAAUGGUGAAAAAUGCCAAAUCAGGUGUCGGUUAUGAAAAGCAUUUCAAUGCUUUGAAGUAUCUUUUCAAGUUUCAUGACCAUUUUGGUAUCUCCCUAAAUGGUGAUGAAUCAUCUGUUGCAAAAGACCUUUUUGAAAACCCAUUGGUUUUGCCUUUCUCACAACCUGAAUUGAUCGUCGCCAAUUGUGGUAAUGCUGCCACUACAACAUUCGGUAUAACGCCUGCUGUACCCCAAGGAUUCGGCAUAGGUUACAUUAUCAAAGAUGAUCAAGUGGAUUUAACCGUGACAUCGCAAUUCAGACAGGGCGACAGAUUGAUGUUCAUGUUAAACUGGGUCUUAGGUGAAAUUCGUUCGUAUUGGAGGAUGUCUCGCGGUACUUCCCAUAACAAAACUGGUGUAAAGAUUAGCCCUGUGGUAGAUAAAUUGUAUGAAAUGGACAAUGCAAUCAACAACCCCUCAAAACACAAUGGCUACACGGUUUCUGGAACUCGCCAAACAUCUUCAUCAUCACAAGUAAAUUUGAACAGAUAUGGUGGAUUUUUUGAUUUGGAAAGUCACAUAGACAGUAGAAAUAUCUCCAAAUCACCAUCUUUGAAGAACUUGCAGAAAAACUUCAAUGGGUUGAUGGUGAAUGCAGAGAAUGAUCAUUCAAGCUCAGCAGUAUCCGUCCCAACAGAAAAGGAAAAAUUGAACACAGGCCAUGAAAUUUUACAAAUUCAACCACGAGAGUUGGCCAGUAACAGAUUGGAAGCAGGAGACGAGACGGAUAUUGAUGCUGGCAAUACCGAUGGCAUAUCAUCGUCUUCUUCCGCUACGUCUUUGAGUUCCAAGAAACGUAACGUCAUCAACUCGAGAUUCGACAUCGAUUUUGAUCGUAGUCGCGUGGGCAGAAAAGUCGCUACUUUGGAUCAAUAA
Messenger RNA from Saccharomyces eubayanus, 2763 nucleotides. It is a transcript of the gene YAT2, whose product is annotated as carnitine O-acetyltransferase YAT2. Gene Ontology annotation, biological process: carnitine metabolic process. The record is from RefSeq and is a predicted model, not a curated record. Lineage: Eukaryota; Fungi; Ascomycota; Saccharomycetes; Saccharomycetales; Saccharomycetaceae. Gene Ontology annotation, cellular component: cytosol. Gene Ontology annotation, molecular function: carnitine O-acetyltransferase activity. The transcript has a single exon. Bases 1 to 2763 code for a protein of 920 amino acids.